Molecule: messenger RNA, 4252 nt
Organism: Sphaeramia orbicularis (orbiculate cardinalfish)
Lineage: Eukaryota; Metazoa; Chordata; Actinopteri; Kurtiformes; Apogonidae
Gene: slc4a5b
Product: solute carrier family 4 member 5b
Exons: 27
Coding region: 135-3659 (1174 amino acids)
Biological process (GO): bicarbonate transport; monoatomic anion transport; regulation of intracellular pH
Cellular component (GO): plasma membrane
Molecular function (GO): sodium:bicarbonate symporter activity; monoatomic anion transmembrane transporter activity; solute:inorganic anion antiporter activity
Source: RefSeq, a predicted model, not a curated record
UAGUUGUAGCUUUAUUCAGUCAUUAUAUAUCAUCCUGGACCGUGCUGAGCUUGUGUGGUAUUCUGACUGUAGCUGCUUUAAGUUGCUGAUCUAGUAAAUUCUUUAUUUUGGUUGACUCAUCUCACCACAUCAGGAUGGACCAUCAUGACUGGCAGAGAGGGAGAAGCAGAGGUCACAGGCACUAUGAUGAUGAUGAUGAGGCUCAGCCAGUCUACAUUGGUGUUCCAGUUUCUCACAGAAGAAAAAGGCGCAGACAUCACUCCUAUGCCAGCAAUGCUGACCGUGAAGCACGUCACUCACACCAUGACCAUCACACACACCACGAACACUCACAUCAGGGGUAUUACCACGACAGAGAGGAGCACUAUGACGACGAUGAGGGCAGUACAGAGAGCCAUGAACCUGUGGACCCCACAGUGUCACCUGCAGCUGAACGGUUGCGCCACAUACUGGGAGAAGAUGACAGCACCCCGACACCCACAAUAUUCACCGAGAUGGACACACUCCAGCAUGAGGGGGGUGAAUUAGAGUGGAAAGAGUCUGCGAGGUGGGUGAAGUUUGAAGAGAAAGUAGAAGAAGGAGGAGAAAGAUGGAGCAAGCCUCAUGUGUCCACGCUGACCCUCCACAGCCUGUUUGAGCUCAGGACCUGCCUGCAGACAGGAAGCAUCCUCCUGGAUCUGGAGGGCUACUCGCUGCCACAGAUCGUGGAUGAGAUCGUGGAUCGGCACAUAGCUGACGGACUCCUCGCUCCAGACCUGAAAGAAAAGAUCAGCUAUGUGUUGCUCAGAAAGCAUCGCCACCAGACUAAGAAACCAAUCCACCGCUCGCUGGCAGACAUAGGAAAGUCCUCCAAUGCUGCUUCCAGCCGUAGUCCUCAGGUUAAUCUGAGUCGUAGUACUAGUUCAGCUUCUGGGAUCCACCGCUCCACAGAAGACCUACGCUCUCGGCAGUCAAGCAGCCUUGGCCGCCUGCAUCAAACCCAGAGCCGAAGCAUGAAUGAUAUUUCAGAUACGCCGAGCACAGACCAGCUGAAGAAUAAGUUCAUGAAGAAGAUUCCUCGAGAUGCUGAGGCUUCCAAUGUCUUAAUUGGUGAGGUGGACUUUCUGGAGAAACCCUUUGUUUCCUUUGUCCGUUUGUCUCAGGCCACGACUCUGGGAGGCCUGACUGAGGUCCCAGUGCCGACCAGGUUCCUCUUCAUCCUGCUGGGUCCUCCUGGAAAAACCAAGUCCUACAAUGAGAUUGGCAGAGCUAUUGCUACGCUUAUGGUGGAUGAUCUGUUCAGUGAUGUUGCAUAUAAAGCAAGGGACCGUGAUGACCUGAUAGCAGGUGUUGAUGAGUUUUUGGACGAGGUGAUCGUCCUUCCUCCAGGGGAAUGGGAUCCUAAAAUCCGCAUUGAACCUCCAAAGAAAGUUCCAUCUGCAGAAAUGAGGAAGUCAGUGCUGAACCUGAAUGAGCUGGGUCAGAUGAACGGCUCAGCUGGUGGGGCAGCAGGAGGAGAAGAUGAGGACCUUCCAGCUCAACAUGAACUGGGAGAGGAGCUGAAAUUCACUGGGAGAUUUUGCGGUGGAUUAUGGUUGGACAUCAAAAGGAAGCUCCCUUGGUAUUGUAGCGAUAUCUACGAUGGCUUCCAUAUCCAGUCCAUCUCUGCUGUGCUGUUCAUUUACUUGGGCUGCAUCACCAACGCCAUCACCUUCGGAGGACUGCUAGGCGACGCAACUGAUAACUACCAGGGUGUGAUGGAGAGUUUCCUGGGCACUGCUCUGGCAGGGACAGUGUUUUGUUUAUUUGGUGGGCAGCCUCUCAUCAUCCUCAGUUCUACCGGACCCAUUCUCAUCUUUGAAAAACUGCUUUAUGAAUUUAGCAAGAAUAAUAGCAUAGACUACAUGGAGCUGCGUCUGUGGAUCGGCCUUCACGCAUGCUUCCAGUGUUUUGUGCUUGUUCUAUCGGAUGCCAGCUACAUCAUCAAGUACAUGACCCGCUUUACUGAGGAGGGGUUCUCCAGCCUCAUCUCCUUCAUAUUCAUCUCAGAUGCCAUUAAGAAGAUGGCCGGAGCCUUAAAAUAUUACCCAAUCAACCGCGGCUUCAAACCUGAUUACAUCACAUCUUACAAGUGUGAAUGCAUCGCUCCAGACCAGGCAUCUGUUUUGGGCUUGAAUGUUUCAGCUCCAGUCGCAGAUGAUAACAUGACUCUACUGUUUAACUUGACAGACAUGGACUGGACUCAGCUCAGUAAGAAAGAGUGUGAGAAAUAUGGCGGCGCACUGGUGGGAAACGCCUGUAAGUAUGUUCCCGACCUGGCCCUUAUGUCCUUCAUCCUGUUCUUUGGCACCUACUCCAUGACUGUUUCUCUCAAGAAGUUCAAGUUCAGCCGCUACUUCCCAACAAAGCUCCGUUCCCUGAUUAGUGAUUUUGCCAUCAUCAUUUCUAUCCUGAUCUUCUGUGGACUGGACUGCCUGUUGGAGCUGGAAACCCCCAAACUGCAUGUGCCUACUGAGAUCAAGCCGACACGCUCUGACCGUGGCUGGUUGGUGAUGCCGUUUGGUAAGAACCCCUGGUGGUGGUAUGUGGCCAGCUUCAUCCCUGCUCUCCUUGUCACCAUCCUCAUCUUCAUGGACCAGCAGAUCAGCGCUGUUAUUGUCAACCGCAAGGAAAAUAAACUUAAGAAAGGUUGUGGCUACCAUCUGGACCUCUUCUGGGUGGGUAUACUCAUGGCGGUGUGUUCCUUCAUGGGUCUGCCCUGGUAUGUCGCAGCUACCGUCAUCUCGAUUGCUCACAUAGACUCUCUGAAGAUGGAGAGUGAGACCAGCGCCCCUGGAGAGCAGCCCCAGUUCCUCGGAGUCAGGGAGCAGAGACUGACAGGCAUUUUGGUGUUUGUCCUGACUGGACUGUCCGUCUUCCUUGCUCCUAUCCUUCAGUACAUUCCCAUGCCAGUCCUCUAUGGAGUCUUCCUUUACAUGGGAGUAGCCUCAUUAAGUGGAAUCCAGUUCUGGGAACGUAUCAAACUGUAUCUGAUGCCACUAAAACACCAACCUGACUUCUCAUUCCUGCGUCAUGUUCCUCUGAGACGUGUCCAUCUCUUCACCCUCGUCCAGAUCGUCUGUCUCGCUGUCCUCUGGAUCCUCAAGUCCACAUUCCUGGCUAUUAUCUUUCCAGUAAUGAUCCUGGGUCUGAUGGUUGUGCGGAAGCUGCUGGAUCUAAUGUUCUCUCAGCAUGACUUGGCCUGGCUGGAUGACCUCCUGCCCGACAAAGAUAAGAAGAAGAAGGAGGACGAGAAGAAGAAGAAGAAAGAGAAGAAGGCAGCAGAACCGGAGAGCGAUGAGGAGGAGAUGAACCCGUACUCAACUGUCACGUCCGAUCAAAAUGAGCUAGACCGCAGCAUCACCUUGCACCUGAAGAUCUCCUGCCCCCCCUCACCUGCCCGAUCCCAGAUGAGCCUUGCCCCCGGGGACGCUCCUGCACACUCUCCGCCGCCGCCACAGCUUCCACCCGUGCCCCAGGUCCGCGUCCAGGUGGAGUCAGACUACGAGGAGUCUGACUUCUACUCCAAGAAACACCGCCUCUGCCCCCCUAAUAAUGAGCAUCCACCUGAAAUACACAGAGACUUCUACCAUAAACUGCGGGCUCACUUUGAGGACUCCUGUGCAGAAACGGUCCUGUAGACAGACCCCCAGACAGACCCCUUAAACUCAACACACACACAGAAGGAGGGUGCAUAGUGUUGCAUAGUCAUAACCAAUAUCUGUUAAUAUUUCAUUCAAGCAUUUAUGGAUAAUCUACAGCCUUAAAAGCAUACACAAAGUGGAUUCCUAAUGAAAAGUGUCUGUGCUUUAAAAAGGCCUCAGUGUUAAAUAUGAGUAUGAAGCACUCUACAGUGUAAGGGUCUUUUUUUUUUUUUUUUUAACAGUUACUUGUGCAAACUGGACAGAAACCAAUAUGCAUCUGUAAAAUGUAAUGCCAAUGUUUGUACAUUUGUCCCACCUCAGUUCUCAUAUCUGUGAAUUUGUACUGGUACUAACAUAAUUUAUGAGACCAGCUCCUUGUCCUGACAUAAGUGCAAAGGAAAGAAACAACCAAAAUGUGCUGGUAAAUGCAUGAACUUUUUUCUGAACCUGUAUAGUCUACAUCAGUAUUGCUGAUCAUGUUUUACUCAUCUUCGCUUUUUUUUUUUUCUUGUGCAUCUGAAGAACGGUAGAAAAUGUGAUUGUUUUAUGGAUGUAAAACCCUGAAAUUGUAAUUAAACUGUGUAAAUGUA